AUGUACAACUGCACCUUCAUCAAGAUGAACGAGCUGAUGCCGAUUGAGGAACGACGGAAUGUGGCGUACGGAAUUGUCAUUGGACUACUGGCUUUCAUUUUUGUGGUGAGUUUUUAGUUGUUUUAUCAUCAUAACAAGACGAAAUUUGCAUAAAUCAUCUUGAUAGGCACUUUUCAAGGUUCUGGGUGCAAUUUCUUACUGAGGGGAACACUUGACUCAAAAUGGGUCAAGUCUUCCUCUGAAGAUAAAAUAGCUGAAAACAGCUUUUCAGAUUGUCAAAUACGUUUUUUUAAAAUUGAAACGUGAUAAAAGUAGAACAUUCCGCGGAGAGGAACACUUGACCCACAUUGGGUCAAGUGUUUCUUUUUGAAGCGAAUCGUCAAAAAAUCUUGCUACACCAGAACUAAGAUGUUUUUUAAGUUUCUGCAUCAAUACAUUUUAUGUAGUGUAAGUACAUAUCAGUACAACAACCUUUUCUCUACCCUUUUCAUACGUAUAAGUGCACCUCAUUCGAUUUUCGCUCCCAUUUCAACGAAACGACGCUCACUAGACGUGUCUCACGGGUUUCGGCACGACAUUUCCUUGUGUAAUGUUAGAAUGAUUUUACCAAUUGCCCAACUUUUAUAUAGCCCUUCCGUGACCGACCUCCAUGCCCGCGGGCGAGCGGCAAAAAACAAAGUCUAAAAGAGUUUUAACAAAAUUUUUAAUUAAACUUGAGCACGUUUUCGGCUAUUUUGAUUGUAAAAUAUUGUUUUACAAAUCCUAAGUUAGGCGGAACUUCGGACCUCCCAUGGAGAACAUGGAAAGUGAUUUCUGAUAUAAAAAUAUUAGUAGAUUAGCAAAUGUUGUCAGCAUAAAAUUCGGCAACUCUCCAAACACAUAUUUUCGUCAUAAAAAUCCAUUUAUGACGUCAUUUCCGGGUUUUAGGAAGGAGAGGAACACUUGACUCGUUGAGACAAGUGUUUCUCGACCGAGCAAAACAAAUGAAAAUUGAUUAAAAACACGAUUUGCGACACUAGCGGAUCAGAGAAACACCUAACAAGAAACGAGUCAUGUCUUCCCCGAAUGAGACAUGUCUUACUCUUGCAAAAAAACUCCCAUCAAAAGAAGCCACCACUCAUUUAUUACCUUUUCAGUGGCUCUACCUAUUCUGUCUCUACGCUCUGACUCGAAGAGAAGUCCGUGACAAAAGUUGCUAUAAGAUUAUGAUCAUGUUAGCCAUAUACGACUUGAUUACAUUGCCAACAACGGGGCUGGUCGCUGCAUAUCAAUCAAUUUCUGGAGUGACGUUUUGUGAUGCUCCGAUUACCUUCUACGUGAUUGGAAUGUUUACAUUAGGUAGGUAAAAUAUGACGAAAAAAUGAAAUUUUUGGGUCCCACCACGAAAACCUGAAAAUUCGUGAAGCAGCGGAAAAUCAACUUCUUAUUUAAUUUUCUGCAACUCCUGUCAAAUCUCACUAAAAUUUUUGUACCUAAUUCAUCGUAUUUUAGGCGCUUGGAUGGGCUACACAUACGCUACGGUGAUCUUGGCGCUAAACCGAGUUUUCUUCACCUCCCGAAUCCGAGAAUACUUUGACGGCACGUACAUAUACGGCUGGCUAUGUGUGCCGUUGUUCUUCUCAUUAUACGCCAUGUGGUCGUUCCAUCCCGCAAUAUACACGCCAAUUGUUGGCGGGUACAUUUUCAAUCCGUUCACUGGGGUUUUGGAUGUCGGAGACGACCAUUCAGUAAGUUUUUUGGGGCUGAAAUACCUUUGAUUCACCGCUUGCGACGUUCUUUUCAUCGGAAUCACGGAAUUUUUACUCGGCAUUGCAGUAAAUGCAAAUUUGGAGCGAGAGGAAGACUUGACUCGAAAUGGGUCAAGUGUUUCUCUGACCGCAAAAUUGGAGGAAUAAUAGGAGUAGACGCUUUAAAAUACGAUUUUUGCAUUAUUUCCGUCAAAUAUUGCUGCAAUAAUGACAAUUAACACAAAGCUGGUCAAGUGUUUUCCCGAGUUCAAAAAUAAUUCCAACCCUAAAAUUCACUGUUACAGUAUGACAACCCGCAGCACACUGUCAGCAACUUUGCGUUCAUCAUGGGCCUGCCUUCAAUUUACUUGUACUUCUACUUGAAAAACAAAUACUUCCUGAAGAAGGGAAUGUCCGCCGGAAACAGCACUGGAAACACGGAAAGGGAACGUAGUGUAAGUGGAGCAAAAUUUAUAAAUAACUUUCAAUUUGUUGUGCCUAAUCCUAACUUUUCAGUUAUUCAUCCAAUGCGUGCUGCUGAGCAGUUUGGUGUGCGCUGCAACCGUUGGCUACACACUCAUGCAAAUUAUGCCCGUCCCAACAUGGUACAUUUGCUUGUCGCAUUUCCUGUGGGUGGUUAUGCAAGGUAAGACCAAAUUAAAGUUUUAGAAACCACGGCCUUUUCAGGCUGCCCUCCAAUCAUCUUCCUCACCAUGAACAAGACAAUUCGGAAUAUUUUGUGGCGCAGUAUCAGUCCCAAGAAUUUGUCGACGGUGGGACCGGCGUCCAAUUCUCAUGGAUCCACCGCCAAGGUCUCGAUCCGGAAAUAA
Bursaphelenchus xylophilus (pine wood nematode) is the source of this 2557-nucleotide messenger RNA. NCBI's taxonomy places the organism in Eukaryota, Metazoa, Nematoda, Chromadorea, Rhabditida, Aphelenchoididae. The record is from the annotation of a GenBank genome assembly.